Lottia gigantea (owl limpet) is the source of this 1254-nucleotide messenger RNA. RefSeq lists its product as hypothetical. Bases 1 to 1254 code for a protein of 417 amino acids. Gene Ontology annotation, molecular function: G protein-coupled GABA receptor activity. Lineage: Eukaryota; Metazoa; Mollusca; Gastropoda; Lottiidae. Gene Ontology annotation, biological process: G protein-coupled receptor signaling pathway; gamma-aminobutyric acid signaling pathway. The transcript has 9 exons. The record is from RefSeq and is a predicted model, not a curated record. Gene Ontology annotation, cellular component: membrane; G protein-coupled receptor heterodimeric complex.
AUGGAUAAUGGAAGUAGACCUGUAAGCCAAUUUAUCGAAACAAGUUAUGAUACAGUAUGGACAAUCGCCUUAACGUUUAAAAGUGCCCUAAAACAUUGGAUUCAAACGGAUUAUUUUAACAACACAGUGCCGAGUUUUUCUAAUGUGAAUUAUUCUAGAAUAUCAAGACUGAGACAGACUUUUUACAGCAUUAUAGAAAAUGUACAGUUCUUGGGAGUCUCUGGCCCGGUUUCAUUCCAAGGACCAGACAGAAUCGGAAUCGUCGCCGUUUAUCAACACCAAGGCGAUCAUCUCCGACCACUAGCAAUUCACGAUCCAGCCAAAAAUAGUUUUGAUUUUCAUUGUUCACAAUGUGUCCCUGUGAUCUGGCAAGGCGAUCGUGUACCACGUGAUAAAAAGAUAAUACGUCAUCGUCAAGCAACUAUAUCUUCUACUGUGUUUUUGAUUGGCUGUGCUUUUUGUAUAUUUGGAAUUGUAUUAGCUGUGUGUUUCUUAGCUUUUAAUUUAUAUUAUAGAAAAUUAAGAUAUAUAAAACUAUCGAGUCCUAUAUUAAACGAUGUAGCUGUUAUUGGUUGUAUUCUGGUAUAUACAGCAGUUGUCGUACUUGGUUUAGAUGAUUCCAUUCUUCCUCUCAAUGUCUUCCCUUUUAUAUGCACGCUUCGUGUUCUGCUUUUUGCUGCUGGUUUUUCUCUUGCAUUUGGUGCUAUGUUCGCUAAAACUUAUCGUGUUCAUCAAAUUUUAACAAGAGCACACACUGGACUGCUUAAAAAUAAGUUAUUACGGGAUAAACAUCUGUUAUUUAUGAUUGGGGCGUUGUUAAUACUAGAUUCAGCUAUAGUCUUUGUCUGGGUUUUAGUCGAUCCCAUGCAGCGUCAAAUAACUAAUUUAACUACCAUUGCUUCAGAAGAUGAUGAAGAUAUUUGGUAUAUUUCACAACUCGCCACGUGCCAUUCAAAUCAUCUGCAAAAAUGGACGGGGGCAUUCUAUGUUUAUAAGGGUCUGCUGUUAAUAUUUGGAGUAUAUAUGGCGUGGGAAACCAGAAGUGUCAAGAUUCCCGCGUUAAACGACUCUCAGUAUAUUGGUAUGAAUGUAUAUAACGUGGUGCUUAUGAGUAUAAGCGUGGUAGUCCUAUCCAAUAUAUUGUCCAUGGAACCAACUUUAGCUUAUAUUGUAGAAUCUUCUUUUAUGUUCCUGUCCACGACUGUAACUCUGUGCUUGCUUUUUGUUCCUAAGGUAAGAGAAGGCCAAUGGUAA